Messenger RNA from Malassezia vespertilionis, 1959 nucleotides. It is a transcript of the gene SDH1, whose product is annotated as succinate dehydrogenase. The record is from RefSeq and is a predicted model, not a curated record. Gene Ontology annotation, biological process: tricarboxylic acid cycle; mitochondrial electron transport, succinate to ubiquinone. The coding region runs from base 1 to 1959 and encodes 652 amino acids. Lineage: Eukaryota; Fungi; Basidiomycota; Malasseziomycetes; Malasseziales; Malasseziaceae. The transcript has a single exon. Gene Ontology annotation, molecular function: flavin adenine dinucleotide binding; succinate dehydrogenase (quinone) activity; electron transfer activity.
AUGACUGUAGGCAGUGCGCUACUACGCAAUGUUUCCCGCCGUACGUUAGUGACGCCUUCGACUGUGCGUGCGCGCUUUCACAGCUGUGCGCGUGUCAACAAGGUCGUGUCCACGCAGCCACUGCGCGCCAAACAAGCCCAGUCAAGCGGCGGUGUGCCGGAUCUCUCGCUUGGCUACCCCGUGAUUGAGCACGAGUACGAUGCGAUUGUGGUGGGUGCUGGCGGCGCGGGUCUCCGUGCCGCGUUCGGUCUUGCCGAGGGUGGUCUUAACACCGCCUGUAUUUCGAAACUCUUUCCCACGCGGUCGCACACUGUCGCUGCCCAGGGUGGUAUUAAUGCCGCACUUGGGAAUAUGACAGUGGACGACUGGCGCUGGCACAUGUAUGACACGGUCAAGGGCUCGGACUGGCUCGGUGACCAGGAUGCUAUUCACUACAUGUGCCGCGAAGCGCCGCACACUGUGCUCGAGUUGGAGCACUACGGCCUUCCCUUCUCGCGCACGCCCGAAGGCAAGAUCUACCAACGUGCUUUUGGUGGCCAGUCGCUAGACUACGGUAAGGGUGGUCAGGCGUACCGCUGCGCCGCCGCUGCAGACCGUACGGGCCACGCAAUGCUUCACACUCUUUACGGCCAGUCGCUUCGUCACAACACGAGCUACUUUAUCGAGUUCUUUGCGCUCGAUUUAAUUAUGGAGGACGGCGAGUGUGUCGGUGUCAUGGCACUCAGCCUCGAGGACGGUACGAUCCACCGUUUCCGUGCACACCAAACCGUGCUUGCUACGGGCGGGUACGGCAAAUGCUACUUUAGUGCUACGAGCGCCCACACUUGCACGGGUGAUGGUCUUGCGAUGGUCACGCGUGCUGGCCUCCCUCUGCAGGACCUUGAGUUUGUCCAAUUUCACCCCACCGGCAUCUACGGCGCUGGCUGUCUCAUAACCGAAGGUUCGCGUGGUGAGGGUGGCUACCUUUUGAACUCCGAGGGUGAGCGUUUCAUGGAGCGUUACGCCCCCACUGCCAAGGAUUUGGCUUCGCGUGACGUUGUCUCGCGCUCCAUGACCAUGGAGAUUCGCGACGGGCGUGGUGUGGGCCCCGAGCACGAUCAUAUCUACCUGCAGCUCUCGCAUCUUCCCGCUGCCGUGCUCCAGGAGCGUCUUCCAGGUAUCUCGGAGACUGCCAGCAUUUUCGCCGGCGUGGAUGUGACAAAAGAACCGAUUCCCGUACUCCCGACUGUACAUUACACCAUGGGUGGCAUUCCCACUCGCUACACGGGUGAGGUGGUUACGAUCGAUGAAAACGGCAACGACAAGGUCGUGCCUGGUCUUUAUGCCGCGGGCGAGACUGCGUGUGUCUCGGUGCACGGUGCGAACCGUCUCGGUGCCAACUCGCUCCUGGACAUUGUGGUGUUUGGCCGCGCGUGUGCAAACCAUAUCUGUGAGAACACGGUGCCUGGCAAGCCGCACAAGAAGCUCCAAGGCGACGGCGGACAGCAGGCGAUCAACGACCUGGACGCUGUGCGCACUGCCGACGGGCCACGAUCUACUGCCGCCAUUCGUCUCGACAUGCAGCGUGUGAUGCAGUCGGAUGCUGCCGUAUUCCGCACGCAAGAAACGCUUGAAGAGGGCUGCAAGAAGAUUGACAAGGUUGUCUCACAGUUCCCCAACGUCUCUGUGCGCGACCGCGGCAUGAUCUGGAACACGGACUUGACCGAGACGCUCGAACUGCGUAACUUGCUCAGCAGUGCGUCCCAAACUCUCCACUCUGCCGAGGCCCGCAAAGAGUCGCGCGGCGCGCACGCUCGUGAAGACUUUACGGAGCGCGAUGACAAGGACUGGAUGAAGCACACCCUCUCUUGGUUUGAUGAAAACUCGGGCGAGGUCAAGCUCAAGUACCGCGCCGUAAUUAUGAAGACGCUCGAUGAGAAUGAGUGCAAAACGGUGCCGCCAUUCAAGCGCAGCUAUUAA